Zootermopsis nevadensis is the source of this 5380-nucleotide messenger RNA. Its product is annotated as RNA-binding protein 45. The record is from RefSeq and is a predicted model, not a curated record. Gene Ontology annotation, molecular function: RNA binding. Lineage: Eukaryota; Metazoa; Arthropoda; Insecta; Blattodea; Termopsidae.
UCUGUGCCUCGUAAUGCGUAGAAGGAACACGCAGACAAAAUGGCUGAUAGACGAAAGUAUAAGGAAGAAAAGGAUCGGGAUGGUUUUGAUGUCAGUAAACCGAAACUUGAUGAACCACCGAAUUCAAGAUUGUUUAUAGUUUGCAACAAAAGUAUUACGGAAGAGGAAUUUCGUACUGCCUUUGAAAAAUAUGGAACUAUUGAAGAGAUAUGGGUCGUCAGAGACAGAAGCACUGGAGAGCCUAAAGGUGUCACCUAUAUUAAGUUUUCAAAGACUUCGGAAGCAGCCCUGGCACUGGAAGAAAUGAAUGGUUGCUGUAUAGUUCCACAUCUAAGACCUUUGAAAGUUAUGAUUGCACAUAGCCGUGAUCAAGGCUCAAAACGUGAAAUGAAUGAGGAAGAGAGAUUGUUACGGUUAUUUUGCGUGGUACCUAAGACGACAACUGACCAGAUGCUGCGAGAUCAUUUUAAGCAGUUUGGAGAUAUAGAUUAUGUUUCCGUUGUUAAGGAUCGAGAAACAAAGGAGAGCAAAGGAUUUGCUUAUGUCAAGUUUCAUAAAGUAUCACAUGCUGCUAAAGCUUUUGAGGGUUGCGAUCGGUCUUACAAAGCUGUAUUUGCGGAACCUAAGAGGCAGAAGAAUACUUUUGAUAUUUAUGACCGCUUCAGUGCACCGCCAUCAAGUGUUAUGCCUUAUGAUGCUUCUUUCUCAUCAUUCAGUUCUAAAGGAUCAAGUUUCAGUAACCCAGAAAGUUACACAUCUGUUCGAGUGAUUGCAUCACCGAACUUGAAUCAGGACCAGUUGUGGAGGCUGUUUGACCUCGUCCCUGGUUUGGAUUUCCUUCAUCUCGACACCAAGUCCAGACUCGGCAAGGGACAGGCAGUUGCUGUGUACAACAGCCCACAGGCAGCUUUAUAUGCCAAGGAGAAACUGCACGGAUUUGAGUAUCCACCAGGACAACGACUGAUUGUGAAGCCUGAUGUAAACGUACAUGCUGAUUUGCCUAUACCGUAUGUUUCCAGAGGGAAUCCAGUGGGGAGGGAUCCAUAUGUUGGUGCGACUUCUCCCCGGCUGCCCUCCAGCGCAGGGCCUCCCCCAACUACAGCUCGUAAUUCGGGCCUUCAGACAGACCUUGUGACUCUUGCUGAAACUAUUGCACAGGCCACAUCCAUAAUUCAGGCAGCUGGUCUCACCCAAGGUAGUGUUAGCAGUGGGACAAACAGUGUCGCACAGACACGUGAAACAUAUGAUCCUACAUAUUGUUCAGUAAAACUCCCUGAACCUCAGCCACUUGCACCCAUGGAUGCAGAAACUGCUGAAAGGUUGUUCAUUGUGUGUCACCCCUUGCCACCGCCAAUGUUUGCCAUGAGAGAUGUGUUUGGCCGCUUUGGGAAUCUCAUCGAUGUGUACAUGCUGAGUGGAAAGAACUGCGGCUACGCAAAAUAUGCCAGCAAGGAGGCAGCUGAACAAGCUAUACAGACACUUCAUGGUCAAGAAGUAUGUGGCAUUCGGUUAAAAGUGAUGGCUGCUGAUCCUCGUAAUGACGACCGCAGGAAGAGGUUGCGUAUAGAUGACCAUGAUCUGUAGAGCACCACUUCUAUACAGACGUGACAAGAGACGGACCGGACAGAAGAAAAAGACCGAACAGAGGAACGAACCCAUGACUCCCCAUGUUUAGCGUAUGACAGUGCACUUCACACAACUGCUACCAACUUUGACAGGAAAGAACUGGGCUUGAAGGGCAGAAUAAAACAUGUUAAAAGACAUUUUGGUUGUUUGGGGUAACUUUGUCUUGUGGGUUUUGAGACCAUCUGACAAGUCAGGACAGAGUAUAUCGUAUAUGUAUGUAAUUGUAUGACUUUUCAGUGAGACACUUUGAACUACGUGUUUAUUGCCUGUGUUGUUAGUUACAUUGACUGAGGUGUGGGUCAUUUCACAAGUCAUUUUGCUAGUAUUGACUAUAGACGUGGAAUUUUACAUUUGUGAAGCUGAAAUAGAAUGUCGUCAGACAAACUUAUGCAGUCGGGAGAGAGGAAAAAUUUCUUUCAUCUUAUUAGUAAAUUUAAGAACACACAGUCGUAAUGACUUUCAGUCUUGUUGUAGUAGACUGUGGGCUGAUUGUGCUUCAGAGGAAUAAUCUCUUCAGAAGGAGUAUGAAAUUACUCCAGGGUGUCUGUAUCAAGAUUAAAGAAAAAUAUUUAUUACGAACUUUAUGCAGCAGUCAUGGGGUUGAUUAAAAAUCAUUGCAAUAUGUCACAGCCCUCAGACUUCACACUGAUGAUUCAGAGCUCAAAUUGUCGUUGACAUCAUUGCGAUUAUCCUGUCGCGAGGUAGAUGAAGAUCAGAAAGGUUUAAAGGCGUUUGAGAUAUGUUUGUGCUUUUAGAUGUUGGGAUCUGUUGCUUUGGCUCAAUCCAGUUUUCUUUUUCUACAACAGUCAGUCGCCGUGCUUCGAUUAUGUGCAUUAGUUUUUUGCCAUUAAGCACAUCUUUUACUUCAACACCUUUGGAAGUAACCGGCCGGCAUCACGUUUCCCAGCAGAAGGAAUUCGGUUAGAUUGCGGGUACAGUGAGCCUGAGGAGUAUACACAGGCUUAUUGACCUGUGUCUGAACUGUGGCUUUGGAUUACAAUCAAAACAUGGCAUUUCAUCAAACUUUAAUGGGAAAAUGCAAAAAUUUUAUUUUAUUAAAUGGUUAUAUUGCAAAUGGAAAAUAUACUUCUGAAGUAUCAUAUUUUCUUGUGUCUAAGGCAUGUGCAUGGACACGUUUAAUUAUUUUUUGGAUUUAAGAAUUGAAAGAAUCACCUAACUGUAUAUAUCUCACUUUGAAAUAAAUAAAGUGUAGGUAGUGAGAAAUCUAGUUAAAAGAUUGUGUAGUAUGAGAUGCUUAAAAAAUUAGGCAGGCGUAGUUAGCAUUCAUUGCUGCAGGUGGUAUUUUAUGAUGAAACUGGUUCAGACACACCCAUAUUUUAUAUCAGUUAGAUGAUGGCAUGUUCGUUGGUGGCUUUUCUUCAAGAUCAACAGAAAACAAAAUUCGUAAUUAGAAAUCGUCGACACACUCAGUUUGCGUGCAUAUGUCUUCUGGUUUGUUGGUUUUUGUAUUACAGUAACAAAUACACCCUAGUUAUGUGUAUGUUUUCAGUAUUACACAUGGCUUAAUUUUAAGAACAAAUAAUUUUGAAAAUACUGUAUGUUAUAUACAAGUAAAUACAGUAUGUAGACUGCGUGGCUGUCUCGGAGAAAGAAAUUGUCUCGCUGUUCUUGGGCACAUAACAUUGAAUAUAAGCAAUUUUGAUGCUUCAGAAUUAAUAUUUUAACAGUCCCCCUUGUUCACAAAAUAAUAGGAGGGGAGGGGAGCCGUGUGGUUUGUAGGAAGCACGGUAUGUAUUGCACGAGUUGGAUGGGCGUUGUGGUUAGUAUGGAGGCAUGAUUUUGCCUUCCUUGUUCUAUAGAGAAUUUAAUUAUUUGUGUAUGAGGUGUGAAUUGUUUUGAACACCUGCCAGAUUAUUGCUGUGUGAAGUUUAUGGUUCCUAAAUUUUAUAAAAUAACGGAUUUAAUGGACAUUAUCCAUUUUCUUAAUUUAGUUAAAAACACUGGAUUUUGGAGACUGGAAUCUGUCUCUGUCCUCAGGCAAAACCUGCUCUGUUAGGCCCAGUUGAUAAGAGAUUUUUCCUAUCUCCAUGAUAGUCCCGAGCAUGGGGACAUACCCCAGCCUCUGAAACGUUGUGUUUUUAAUUGAAUUAAGAUGAUAGAUAAUGUCCAAGAAGUGUAUUUUUUAAUAAUACAAAUUUUUUUACAAAUCUUAUGAUUUAAAAUUUUGUAAGUUGUAUUUCGUGUCACAUUCUUUUGGUAUCAAUUUUUUGGGGAUGUAUUUUUCAAUCAUUUCUAUUUACCCAAAAUUGAAAAUGCAUAAAUAAAACUAUGGAAAAUGUUGCAUGAUUUAUAUUGUCUUUGUCUGCCCAGUGUUCUCUAAAAUACAAAAUUGUUUUUAAUCAAAAUACACACGAUAUAUCAGAUCUAAGAAGUUUGUCCUUUAUUGUGCCAGUCGUAGCAUGCAUAGCACGAUCAGAUGCAAUUUAAACAUUGACUUUCUGAAUGUGCAGAUUUAAAAAUCUGCAGUUUUCCUUUUUACACAAACAAAAUAAUUUAAUUAAAGUAUUUUCAAUAGUUGGAUAACUCUGGAUGUAGAUGUGUUCAUUGUGUUAGCUCAUAUAAUAGUUGGAAUGUUGAUACAAAGAAGACUUUUGAAAUGACCAACAGUUUAUUUUAUUACGUUCAAAUGGCAGUUUUGCUUAAAUAUGUGCUUCUAUGUAAGGCGUGAUACCAACGGUUGUGAGAUACAAAAUGCCCUUCUCAUUGAACUGACUAGCAGACAGAAAGUUUAGUUUCAGUUGUCUUCUGAGUUAUGACGCUCCAUAGACUUCUAUAACCAUAUACAUGACUGUGGUGUCGUAACUCAUGAUAAAAAAUUCUCACCGCUGUGAAAACGUCGAAUCUCGGGCAGAUGAAUUAUUCUUAAAAGCAAAGUCAUAUCUAUUUAGAAAUCUUCAAGGUCCACGACGUGUGCUAUUCUUUUAGAGUGAGUGUUACCAAUCUCCCCCCCCACCAAAAUAUCUUGACACUGUUAAAUCUUGUUAAUUCUCAGUCAAAGGGUCAUGGCUUUGAUUUCUUGUCAGAUGUAGGUGUAGAUUUUCAGUGCAUGGAUUAAAAUUUUAGCUCGUGUGAGAAUGCGGAGAAUACGAGGCUGUAUCAGGAUGUCGGUCCUCUCUGCUGGACGCCAUUCUCGGCGUCUUCCGUCUAUUCGUUGUUCCCAUUUUAGAAAUGGGCAUACGCAAGUUUUUAUCCCCUGUCUCUGGAUACUUCGGUAAUAUGUAUUGAUAACUGUUCUUUAAUUUUAAAAGUAGAUGCUGUGUAUAGAGUAUUGCAGGUUAAGUCACUUGCCAUUGUAAGUUUUUGUCAGUAUAUAAUUUGGUGAAAAUAUUUAAUAAAAAAAAAUUUAAUUUGUAUUGCCAAGUCUUAAGGUAAAUGUAGCCAUAUUUAGCUUAAUCAUUGUAGUGUAAUAAAUCUUUGUAUAGAAAUUAGUUUUUUUUUUCUAAUUUAGUUUUUUGUAUUUUUUCUCUGUUAUCAAGAUGCAUGCUUUUCUGUAUUAUGAUACUGGCUGUCAGAUAGCGUUGGCAUGAAUCUUUCAUAUAGUUUGCAGCACAUAUAAUCUUUCAAAUAAAUUGUGGGUAGCAAGGUAAAUACAUUCUGCAUCCAGUGAACGACUGCUAAUGAUGUAACUUACGCUUUUGGUUGUUACCAGAAAAUAACAUAGAAAAUAGCUCACCAGUAUAUUUUAAACGAAUAAAUGUGCUUUUUAAUAACUGUUUCCUAUGAUUUAUCAAAA